CCCAAUUCCAAUUGUGUGUGUAGAUCUCCUCCAAGCAUUCUCGCCGCCACCUGACAAUCCAUCUGGAUAUCAGAGACCGAGAAAUGAUACUGGCCAGCAACCUCCACACCAAAUUCGACUGCCAUUGCCUCCACCAGUUCCGGAUCCCACACCAUCUUCUGAAUCCUACCAACCGAAAACCUCUAGAUCGAUCCCGGAAGACCACCACAAAGCCCGUUCCACGGCCCGACAAGCAUGUAGCAUCGACAGUAAUGGUGAAAUCGGCGACCGCCGAAGGAGCCCAACUCGUCUGUUCAACCCACUGAGUGUGCUCUCUUUGCUUCUGAGCCUCUAGGUAUUCAUCUAGCCAUAGACUCGCUCAGCCCAUUAUUUCCCAUUCUUCCAUUUUCGAUUUGUUCCAUAACUGACUGUUCCUUUGGUCCCAGAUGAACCACAGAGAUACCAGGAAACGAUUGAUCUGCUCAUCUGACUCGUGUUUUUGCAAUUCGCAAAGCCAUUCCUCCGAGGUAAGGUUUUGGCCUCUAUUGAACAUAGAAACUAGAGGACUAGGUCUCCACACUCGCUGAACCCACCCACACUCCUAAAAAAUGUACGUCUGAGUUUCCUUGAGAUCACAAAAAGGGAAACCUUCACUGCCCUUCGUAGUUCUUUGAACGACUCGAGCUCCUGUAGCUAGAAUAUCACGCACCAACUUCCACGCAAACACUUUCACUUUCUGAGGAAUGUCCAGCUUUCAUAGUUGAUCCCAAUUGACAGGGGAAUAAAACUCCCCUCUCUCUCCAUCACCCCGGUUAAACCAUAGCCUAUAGGCAGACUUAACUAAGUAUUCCCAUGAUUUCUAUUCACUCCAGACCCUUACAUCUCUUCCCCAUUCCCUUGGGAUAGGGAUUUUUAGGAUAUUGACUCGAUCUUCAGGUAGAAAGUGUUGAAAGAAGAUGGGCAAGCUUGUGAAGGCUUAAACUAAGGAAAGUGGAAGAAUUUGAUUAGAAGGGAAAUGCUGAUUCUCGAGAGUCAAUUAAGGAAGGGAUCUGUUAAGAUCAAAUCAAAAUCAUCCGGACUCAGGGCAGCAAUCGCCAACGGUUAGGAGAGUGAGUGUAUAAAGAGUGAAAGAGGCUGGGUAGAAUAGGUAUCCUUUUCACGAGAAUCAAAACAGAGACAAAGGUGUAUUGUUAAGGUUUUGAUUAGAGAAGGAGAGAGCUGUAAGGGAGAGAGCUUGUGGGGAUUAUAUUGAUCGAGGUUGAACAACGGCGGGGAGCAGUAGGUUCAGGGUGAUUCUGAUCAGAGUGACAGGGAGUCACUGUGGGAUCAAAAGCUGUAACAGUGUAAUCACAAACCAAAGAUCAUAGUAUUACGUCAAAGGACUCAAGAAGAGUACCUUUGACCGUGGAUUAGUCAAUACUGAAUUUAUCAGUAUUGGAUACCACGUAAAAAUACUGUGUCGCGCGUUCAUAUGUAUUUCUGCUGUGCUUUGAUUAUUUCCAGUUUUUGCUCAUAUUCUUGUUUUAGUGUGUUUCUGAGCUUUGUGCAGAACAAGGUAAGAUCGAUCUGUUGAAAAGAAGAAGAAGAACUGAGUUAUCAAAACGCAACGUGCAGAGUAACCAAGUUGGGCCGGUUUAAGGUUGAAGAUCGAAAACAAACUGAGCCCAACCAAUCUUAGAUUUAGUUCCAGACUCGGUGUCGUUUUGAUACAAAAAGGAAGGGAAGUUACUUUACUCUUUUCCAUCGAUUCUAUUUACAGUUCACUUCACCUUCUUUCACUUGAUCCUGUAAAAAAUCGAAACUAGGGUUUCUCAGGGUUACAAUCGAUCGACGAAGGAGGAGAAUUGCAGCCUGAGUCUCGCGCUGGACUCAACCAACACGUGGUAUCAUAGCCCGGCUCCGGCGAACAAGGGUUAACUACCUGCGGAGGAAAUGAGUUCGAGUGCAAGCAAUGGAGGGGUGUGCAUGGCCGACGGAUUCUCUCAGACUAGACCUCCAAGAUUCGAAGGAGUUCACUAUGGCUACUGGCGCAAUCGCUUGGAAUUGUUCAUAGGAUCGACUGAUCCUGAUUUCUGGAGAAUUGUGAUAGAUGGACCACUUGAAGUAAAGGAGGUACGAGGGAAAUGGUCCGACGAAGAUAAGCGGAAUUUCCAACUAAAUUUCCAACGAAAUGGUCCGGAAGAAUAUCAUCGGGUUUCCGGAUGCAAAACCGCAAAGGAAAUCUGGGAUAAAUUGCAAGUGGCUCAUGAAGGCACCAGCCAUGUUAAAAUAUCUAGAAUAAAUCUAUUGAAGCAGGAUUUCGAAUACUUUGUGAUGAAGCCAGAGGAAACCAUCAAGGAAAUGCACGACAGGUUCACCACCAUAGUAAACAAUUUAAGGAACCUGGGAGUAGAGUAUGGUAGCGGAGACCUGGUGAGGAAAGUGCUAUGGGCUCUCCCAAAACUAUGGAUGCCUAAGGUUACUGCAAUUGAAGAAUCAAAGGAUUUAACGACGUUAAGUCUAGAUGAACUCAUGGGUUCACUAAUAACACAAGAAGAAAAACUCAGAAGAGAAGGAGAGGAGAUUCGAAGAGAGAAGAAGAGUAUUGCAUUUAAAGUGUCUGUAGCAGAGGAUGAACUUGACUGUCUGGAAGAUAUGGAAGAUGAAGAGUUGGCCAUGCUGAGCAAGAAUGUGGCCAAGCUACUUAGACUACGAAAAUAAAAGAGAAAAGGAGGAGCUCUUAAUCGAACAAGGGAAGGUGAUUCAGAGAAGGAGCAAGUGAAAACAGUGAGAGCAAAUCCAAAAGCCAGAAGAGAGUUCAUCAGCUACGACAAUAAGGGUGGGUCGUCAGCUGGAUGCUUCAAGUGUGGAAGGAAUGGACACAUCAAAGCGGAGUGUCCACAAAUAAAGCGGGAGAAAGCAUAUGCAGCCACCUGGAGCUGUAGUGAAGAUAAAGAGGAAGAAGCCGACCCCAAAUAUGAAGCAUACAUGGCUAUGGAUGAAAGUGAAGAUGAUGUGGAAGCUUCACAGGUAAGUAACUAUAACUACUACUCUGAUUCAUGUGAUGAAGAUGGUCAAUUAAUAGAAACUAUAAGGGAUAUUCAGUCAGAAUUCGCACGCGUUAAAACAAAACAUGCUUAAAUGAAAUCAGAGUUUGAGGAACUAUCUAAGAACUACAAUGAACUGAAAAAGGGAAAACUAGAGACAGAUAGAAGGUUGGAAGAAGUCUUAAGAAGAAAUGUGAUACUAGAGAAAGAAGUCUCUAAAGGUCGGAAAGGUAAUAACCAAUUGUGUACAAUACAUAAAUGGCCAUUAGUAACAAAGACGAGCUAUAACAAGUCAAUUCCUGAGUGCUUUUACUAUCAUGGGUUAGGACAUUAUAUUUCACAAUGUCAGAAAAUAAUAGCUAAGGAAACCAGGUUAAAAGAAACAGUAUGCUUUUCGUGUCAUACCAAGGGUCAUAUGAGUUAUAAUUGUACUGAUGUCAAGAUGAAAGUAGAGUAUCCAAAUUGGUAUGAAUACCUAAGAACAAAUAAAAUAUUUUUGUGUCCAGGUUUGCUUCCAAGUGAGCAUUGAAGACAGCGAAUGGAUCCUGGACAGUGGGUGCUCACACCACAUUACAGGAAAUGAAAAACUUUUCUCUAAAUUGAUUAAGGGUAAGAAAGCUAAGGUUUAUUUUGGGGAUAACUACUACAAGGAUGUCUUAGGAAAAGGAGAAUUAGGAUCGAGACCAAUUAUAACUAAUUUAAUGUGGGUCGAUGGGCUUAAGCAUAACCUAUUUUCAAUUAGCCAAAUGUGUGGAGAAACAGAUAGAGUGAUUUUCGAACCUAACAGAUGCUAUGUUGGAAAUAUUGAGAGCAGAAAAGUACUGUACAAAGCAGAAGAAAAGGAAAACUAUUUUGCAUAAAUCUGAAUAACAAGAAUGAUUUCAAUGAGAUGUGUUUGAUAACUGUGGACAAAGAUGAACAGUUAGAAUGGCAUAGGAAGCUGGGUCACAUCAGUGUAGGAUCUUUAGCUAAACUGGUUAGUCUGGGAAGUGUAACUGGAAUACCUAAAAUCAACAGUAAAAAGGAAUUUUUUUGUGAAGAGUGCACAAGAGGUUAACAGGUCAGAUGCACUUUUAAAAGUAAACCUGUAAUUUCUACUUCUAAACCACUAGAAUUGCUACAUCUGGAUCUCUUUGGUCCAAGUAAUGUAAUGAGUCUUGGUGGAAAAUACUAUGCUUGUGUAGUGGUAGAUGAUUAUUCUAGGUUUACUUGGGUUCUUUUUUCUCUCAAACAAAGAAGAGACCUUUGUGGAAUUUAAAAAUCUGAUUAAACGACUAGAAAAUGAAAAGGGAACCGGAAUUGUGAGUAUAAGAAGUGAUCACGGGGGAGAAUUUAUAUCUGACAGCUUUGAUAAGUUAUGUUAAGAAACAUGAAUUUUUCAUAAUUUCUCUGCCCCUAGAACUCCACAGCAAAACAGAGUGGUAGAGAGGAAAAACUGCACAUUAAUAGAUAUAGCUAGGACAAUGUUGAAUGAUUAUGGCUUACCUAAACACUUUUGGGCAGAAGCCAUAAACACAGCCUGCUAUAUUAUCAAUAGAGGUUUAAUGAGGUCUAAACUAAAUAAAACAUCAUAUGAAUUGUGGAAAAACAGAAAACCAAAUGUGGGGUACUUUCACCCUUUCAGGUGUAGAUGUUUUGUUUUAAAUACCAAAGAUAACCUAGGAAAAUUUGAUUCCAAGUCUGAUGAAGCAAUUUUCUUAGGGUAUUUUGUUCAUAGCAAAGCCUUUAGAGUGUAUAACAAACGGACUCUCAAAGUUGAGGAGUCCAUAAACGUGGUAUUUGAUGAUUCUCCAAGUAAGUGUGCAGAUCAAAUUGAUGAAGAUGACGAUCUUGGACUAAGAAGAUCAUAUAAUUUAAGCCAAAUAGAUCAAGCUGAAAAGGAGACGAGAAACGAAAAUUCACAAGAACCAGCAGAUAAAGGACACUGACCUGAGACUGAUGGGAACAGAGCCAUAGCAGCUCCCUUGCACAUUCAAAAAAGACAUCCAUCAUCUCAGGUCAUUGGUGAUCUGAGGGAAGGUAUGAUAACUAGAUCCAAACUAUCUUCCAUGCAAACUGCUUUUGUGUCUCUAUUAGUACCUAAAAAUAUAAAAGAGGCUCUGAAUGAUGAAUUAUGGACAACCUCUAUUGAUCAGUAGUUUCUUUCUCACAGGACAAGUUGUGCUUUAAUGAUCAUACCUUUCACCCCACACUCAAGGUCUUUGCAACCCAUAACCUUUGACUGACUCAAAUCCAUCCAAAAACUCAAAUAGCAACACUCAAUUUCGAUCGUCGGUAGUGGGUGAUUAACAACUUAUGGUGCAACAGUUAUUAGGAGAAUCAACACAUCACUGAGGUGCAUAUCUCGUGAGGACAUUCUGGCUUACUCACACCAAUCAUAAGCAAUUAAUUAAGCAUGAGUCUCAAAAACUAAUGGGGGAAGCCUUUCGCAAACAUGAUUUUAACUUUAAGCACAUCACUACCUUUUAUGACAAGGAGAGGCUUUCUCUCUUUCUGCUUUUGCUUGCCGAGAGGUCGUAUUUAGUACAAGUGGGAUUUGUUUCUUACUACCGGUGACCGAGCAAGAGCCAUUUCUGCUUCUUAGCACUCGCAUAAGGGCUUCUUUUAACUCCUUUUCCUCGGUCCGUGCGGAGGGUCAUUGCACAUCCUCUAAUGGCACUUCACUCAACUGGGGAUCGUACUUGAUAAGCAACAUCGUACGGUCGCGAACCGAUUCUCAAUUGAAUCUUUCCUCAUCCCCAUGUGUAAUGAGUGAUUGCCUCACACGAUUUUGGCAUUUUUACCCACACUUUAAUUGUUAUGGCAACUUUCUUAUAUUUUACUUGUCAGGUAGUGUUUUCUUUUAUGAAGAUACAGUUCAUCCCAUCAUAAAACAUUCAAAACAGAGAGACUCGUUGCAAAAUCAAAAGCUCACAAUUGAUGCAAGUAAGCACGGUAUCCAAACAUAUCGAAUGGUCAAUGUUCUCCACCUAACUACUUCACCAAAAUUCAUUACACUAUCCUCACAAAAGAGAAUGUUGCUAAAAGAGUUUGCUCAUUCAAAGCACAUCAAGUCAGUCAAAACAUUCAAGCUCAUUAUGAAGAACUAUGCAAUUCAACACUAGUGGGGUGAUUUCGAUGAUUUCAUUCAAGCACAAACUCAUUUUGAAAGCAUCACAGUCAUUUACAUCAUGUUACCACAAGAGUACAAGGUUUUGUUUUAAUUUUUCUGAUUUUUAGGCAUUAACUUUGCACAGGUAGCCUGCUUUUUACACAAGCAAACUGCAUGCAGUUUGGCUGUGCUCAAACUGAUGGCAUUUUUUUUACGAUAUACACAUGACGAGACACUAUGGACAACAAAGACUCGACAUAAAACACGACAAGAACA
Linum trigynum is the source of this 6372-nucleotide messenger RNA. The record is from the annotation of a GenBank genome assembly. Lineage: Eukaryota; Viridiplantae; Streptophyta; Magnoliopsida; Malpighiales; Linaceae.